Molecule: messenger RNA, 1824 nt
Organism: Lampris incognitus (smalleye Pacific opah)
Lineage: Eukaryota; Metazoa; Chordata; Actinopteri; Lampriformes; Lampridae
Gene: galnt18b
Product: UDP-N-acetyl-alpha-D-galactosamine:polypeptide N-acetylgalactosaminyltransferase 18b
Exons: 11
Coding region: 4-1824 (606 amino acids)
Cellular component (GO): Golgi apparatus
Source: RefSeq, a predicted model, not a curated record
GGCAUGGCUUGCACCAGGAGAACCAAAACUUUGGUGUCCACAUGCGUGAUCCUGAGCGGCAUGACCAACAUCCUCUGCCUGCUGUACGUCGGCUGGGUCACCAACUACCUCGCCAGCGUGCACGUUCGAGUCCCGCUGCCCGUCGCCGAGACUAAGUUCGAGACUGACAACACGCUCCGGAUCAUAGAGAGACUGGACCGACUGGAGACCGUGGUGAACCAGCACAUACAAGAGACUCCGGGGAAGGAUGAAGAAGAUGAGGGGGACUCGUCAUUCUCUGACUCCUCACUGUUUGCUCACUGGGGCCAGGACAUGACUCCAGAGAACCGGAGGGUGGCCCUGAAGAUGUUCCAGUACUAUGGCUAUAACAGCUACCUCAGUGACCGUCUGUCAUUGGACCGGGCCUUACCAGACCUUAGGCCUGAUGGGUGCAGAAACAUCACAUAUCCUUCAAACCUCCCUCAAGUUAGCAUCGUGUUCAUCUUUGUGAACGAGGCCUUGUCCGUCAUCCUGCGGUCCAUUCACUCCGCCAUCAACAGGACGCCUUCCCAUCUCCUCAAAGAGAUAAUCCUGGUUGACGACAACAGCAACAACGAGGAGCUGAAGGAGAAGCUACUGGAUUUCGUCUCGGAGACGAACAGCCGGCGUCCGGGUUUCAUUAAGUUGGUGCGUCAUGCGAAGCAGGAGGGGCUGAUCCGCUCCAGAGUCAGUGGGUGGAGGGCCGCCUCUGCGCCGGUCGUGGCCUUGUUUGAUGCCCACGUGGAGUUCAACAUAGGCUGGGCCGAACCUGUUCUCCUGCAAAUUCAGGAGGAUCGGACUCGGAUCAUCUCUCCGUCAUUUGACAACAUCAAGUAUGACACGUUUGAGAUUGAGGAAUAUCCACUGUCUGCACAGGGAUUUGAUUGGGAGCUUUGGUGUCGCUACCUCAACCCACCAAAAACCUGGUGGCACAAAGGAAGCAACAGCGCCCCCAUCAGGAGUCCUGCCCUCAUCGGCUGUUUCGUGGUGGACAGGCUUUACUUUGAGGAGAUCGGUCUUCUGGAUGAAGGGAUGGAGGUUUACGGAGGAGAGAAUGUGGAGCUGGGCGUCAGGGUGUGGCAGUGUGGCGGCAGCGUCGAGGUCCUUCCAUGUGCCCGCAUCGCCCAUAUAGAGCGUGCCCAUAAGCCCUACACGGAGGAUUUAACCUCCCAUGUGCGAAGGAACGCCCUCCGAGUGGCAGAGGUCUGGAUGGAUGAGUUUAAAAGCCACGUCUACAUGGCCUGGAACAUUCCUCAGGAGGACUCCGGGAUAGAUAUUGGGGAUAUCUCUGAGAGAAAGGCGCUGAGGAAGAGGCUGCAGUGCAAGACCUUCCGGUGGUACCUGGUUAACAUCUACCCGGAGAUGAGGAUGUACACCGACACUGUGGCAUACGGAGUGCUGAAAAAUUCCCUGAAGAAUGACCUUUGUCUGGACCAGGGCCCUGAAACAGACAACGUCCCCAUCCUGUACCUCUGUCAUGGAAUGACGCCUCAGAACGUGUACUACACCAGUACUCAGCAGCUACAUGUCGGGGUCCUCAGUCCCACCAUCGAUGAUGACGACAACAAGUGCCUGGUGGACGUCAACAGCCGACCACGUCUCAUGGAAUGCAGCUACGCCUCCGCCAAACGCAUGAAACUCCACUGGCUCUUCACUCAGGGAGGAUCCAUUCAGAACAGGAAGUCAAAGCGAUGCCUGGAGCUCGUGGCGAGCAAGGAUGAUGAGUUUGGAUUCCACCUCACUCUGCAGAAGUGCAGCGGACAGAAGUGGUCCAUCACCAACAUCCUGCUCAGCAGCGCCUUAUGA